This is a messenger RNA of Mizuhopecten yessoensis (Yesso scallop), 2074 nucleotides long. RefSeq lists its product as uncharacterized. Bases 189 to 1163 code for a protein of 324 amino acids. The record is from RefSeq and is a predicted model, not a curated record. Gene Ontology annotation, cellular component: plasma membrane. NCBI's taxonomy places the organism in Eukaryota, Metazoa, Mollusca, Bivalvia, Pectinida, Pectinidae. The transcript has 3 exons.
ACACCAGUUGUUAUUGCUUGUGAUUAGACAAGGGUGUGUAUACCUGAGUAAGCAGGGAUAAAGGUAGGGUAAGUCGGUAGAAAUAACUACCUGAAAAUAGCUACCUGUAUUUCACUAGGAACAGUAGGCAGCAGAUAGGGAAAAGUGACGUCACUACUAAACAAUAAGCCGGGAAUGCCACACAAACUAUGAGGGGAUACUACUCUGAACGUCCGGCGGAACGGACCAAAGGUGGACAGCAGGACUCGAUGAUGGCGAACCGUCCGUGCCAAUGGGUGUUGCUGCUGGUCCUGCUGACGGUACUGGUUUUGGCCAUAGUGGCGUUUGCCACACCUUAUUGGGCCUACAUUUCCCUAACAGGGAAUACUGUAGCCUUUAAUUUUGGUUUUUUCGAUGUCUGCCAAUCAAACACCUGUUCGAAGUAUCUGACUUUCUUCAACCUAGAGAGAUACAGUGGUGAGAUGGUUGGCUGUAUCCUGUUUAUGCUGCUGGCAAUGAUAAGUCUCACUUUGUCACUGUUCUUCUGCUUUUCGUAUGCGUGUGUGGACGUUCUACGGGACUGCUACAGAGGGGGAUGUGGUUCUGACAAACAGAAGAUCCUCGCCUGCGCAUGCUUCACUUUACUUGGAGGUAUCUGCGAACUAGUCUCUGUUGUGUGGUUCUAUAUCAACACUAUCAGGAACUACAACGGUUUAAACACCUUCCGUUUCCUGGUGUCUUCAACAAGGGCCGAGUAUUCACUCAUCCUUGCCUCAGUUAGUGGCGGACUCGCCAUUGUUGUUGCCUUCCUCCUAUUCCUAAACCGAUUUAUGAUGCACUACGAUGAUGACGAAUACUAUGAGGAUUAUCCUAGAAAGCGUACGAGGCACUCCCCUGAACCAGAGCGGCGGUAUGUCGCCCCUCCCCCUCCUCCGCCUGCACCUCGUCAUCAGCCUAAAUUAGGGGCUUCUUACGUCAUGCCGGAUCCAGUCCGACUACCGGACCGGCCAAUAAGUAUGGCACCUGCUGCAUACCGGCAGAAGUACGGAGAUCAGGCACCUCAAGUGUUUAGAUACACCUUCAAGAACGAUGAUGAUUUCUGGCGUUACGACACAGACAAGGAGAACCCCCAUCAGGACAACGGAUAUCGUGUCUACAAUGGGGACCGGGGCAACCGCUACUAGUAACAGAGCAGGCGGAAUGGUUCAAUUUGGGGAGCAUAAAUAGUGAUUUGGUAAAACAGUCAUAUAUUGAUCUCUCAUCAAACAACAUUACUGCAAGAUCUGAAAGGCAUAUGCAUAUAAAUAUGCAUAUAUUAUGCAAAUACUGAUUUUCGUUGAAACAUUUAAAUCCGUAUGACUGAACUAUUAACUCCUGUAAGUAUAUUUCCGCUGUAGUGUAUUAUAGACAGACAGUCGAUGGUUUACCAAUAAACCGUGUUAUAUAGUUCGCUUGCGAUCAUCCGUCCGGGAUAUCGAGUGGGAUUAAAAUGCAAGUGCACAUAUCUGACGGACCUCGAUUGAAAUUCACACAAAAUAUUAAGGUUCACAUACGGAGCCAACUUACCUGUGAUAAUAGUACGUUUCAGCCAAACAUUGCCUCAUGAAUACAGUGGAAUUUCUUCAGACACUGAUGCCCAGUUAUUAAUGUAAAUUCUAUCAAUACAAACAAUUACGUAUGUGUUUAUUUGUGUAAAGUCACAAUAAUACAACAUAAUACUAGAAGUUGAUAUUCAAUGGGUACAAACUGUAUACUGGUACCGUCUGGUGAGCACAUUUUAAGUCAAUAGAUUCGUUUCCUGAGGUAAAAGUUGCAAUUAAGUAAAUAGAGUAUACUCCGGUAACUAACAAAUCAUCUAUACCAUGAUUCAGCCGAUGAGUUUUGUUAUUCAAAUAGCAACUAUACGAUCGAUGUGAUCACAUAUCCGUUUGUUUUAGGUAUGCUCGCAUGUCUUCGUUGUUCGUUAAUUAUCUAAGUUUAUCCGAAUAUAUACAUGUAACACUCGUCUCAACUGUUCACGUAAAGAAUAUACAAGAUGAUAUAAUACUGAUACUUUGUGAGAACAGGUACAUAUUAAAAUCUUAACAAAUUUUAA